Molecule: messenger RNA, 1808 nt
Organism: Topomyia yanbarensis
Lineage: Eukaryota; Metazoa; Arthropoda; Insecta; Diptera; Culicidae
Product: DNA primase large subunit-like
Exons: 3
Coding region: 92-1780 (562 amino acids)
Biological process (GO): DNA replication, synthesis of primer
Cellular component (GO): alpha DNA polymerase:primase complex
Source: RefSeq, a predicted model, not a curated record
UGUGAAUGUCAAUUGACAAAAACAACAUUUGAAUGAUUGCUUCUUACUUUCGCGCCAAGCGUAUAUAGGUUUGAGGCUUCGGUGUUCGCCAAUGGAGUUCUCCCGCCGAAGCCGGCUGCGACCGGAAACGCAGUUCAACCUAGAUUCCGUACUCGAGUGGCUAAUCCCGCACAAUGUAGCCCUGUACGUAAUACCACCGAUGGUCGAUCUGACCAUUUCCGAGUUCGAGUCGCUGGCGUUGGAGCGUCUGAAGGUUUUGCGUGUGCUGGAACAGACGGCUGCCAAAAAUCUAAAACCGAUGUCGGACGAAUGGCGGGAAGCUAUUUUCAACGAGCUGAACAACGAUGGGCUGAAGCACUACGUGAGGCUAUGCCAGGGGAACCAUUCGAAGGAGCAGGACAUCGCCGCCCGAAGGAAGGAUUAUUUGUCGCAUUUUAUUCUGCGAUUUGUGUAUUGUCGCUCGGAAGAGUUGAGAAGAUGGUUUAUUUCGCGAGAAAUGGAAUUGUUUCGCUUGAAGUUCGGUGGUCUUUCUGCGCAGGACGUGAAAGAUUUCAUUCAAAAGUAUGAAAUGAGUUAUACGCCACUCACACCGGAGCAGAAGAACGAAAUUAAGGAUGGACUUUACGAAAGUACCGUUUAUCAGAGUAUCGUUCAGAUUGAGGCGAUGGAUUUCUACCAAGUACGUUUCACUGACGUGCUAGAUUUGGUUCGUGGUCGGAAGUGCUACCUGAAGGGCGGAUUUGCGUAUGUUUGUGCAAAUGAUUUUAUUUCGAUUAUCGCAAACAAACACCUACAACUGCUGGAAGAUGGUUUGCAAGCUCAUCUCCGAUUGCUACCUGAGCUGGAGAACGACGAAAGAUUUUCUGUUAUGCUUAAAGGUCUUCAUACUUCGUAUACCGGGAAAGACUACACUAUUUCGAAAGCUGGAGCCGUUCCGAUCGAAAGUUUAGAUCAACUUUCGAAAAAAUCCUACCCGCUUUGUAUGCGUUACUGUCACGACACUUUACGAGCUAAACAUCAUUUGAAGUACGGAGGUCGACUCCAGUAUGGAUUGUUUUUGAAAGGUAUUGGAGUAACUAUGGAAGAUUCGCUACGUUUCUGGCGAGAAGAGCUCACGCGUGGGACCAUUCCUAUAGAGAAGUUCGAGAAAGAGUACGCUUACGGUAUUCGGUUCAAUUACGGCAAGGAAGGUUCUCGAAUCAACUAUUCUCCGUAUUCUUGCAUGAAAAUCAUCACGGCAAGCGUUGGACCACAGGAAACCCAUGGUUGUCCGUUCAAAAUCUGGGACUCGAGUACGGUGAAAACAAAAUUAACUUCCUACGGUUUGAGUGUAGCCCAUGCGGAAGAAAUCGUUAGUUACGUGAGCAAGGGCCACUACCAGAUAGCUUGCGGAAAGUAUCACGAAGCAGUUCAUCAGAAUAAACUAGAUGAAGGAAUCCUCCAUCCAAACCAGUACUUCGAACUCAGUCAGAUCACGAUGGGAGCGCGGGCUCCAAAGGCAAAACCAUCGGCGGGAAGCAACCGUAGGACGUUCAACAGUCAAGAUUCUUCGCAGAUCGGUCGCAGUCAAGAUACGACCACACUGAACGCUGACGACGACGGGGAGCUGUGGCAGCUGAUGGAGAGUAAGGAGAAGGAUUCGAACGAAAGCGAGAAACCAGGAAGUUUGUUGCUGAUCAAAGAGUCUAAAACGCAAACCAAGAGUCAGCGUCCAGCUGAGGCCGCUAACGAGUGGGGCGACGAUGAUGAUUUUGAUGUCAGCCUUGUAGAUAUGGAAUAAGUUUUUUUUGUCUUUUUUAUAUAACAAA